CUUGUCUCUCUCUUUAUUCAAUAAUAGUGAUGGCUUCAAUUUAUGUAAAAGACCAAACUGUAGCGAAAUAUUUAUCUUCUUUCCGAAAUAAUGAUAUUAAUGGCAUUCGAGCUUCUUUGAAAGAAGAAUCAAUUUAUCGUCAAAUGUUUGCUUUAAAACCUGAAAAUAUUAACUCCUCCCAAUCAAAAGUAUUACGUCAACCAUAUUUGAAUUUGAUUAACGUAUAUGAAGAUAUAGAUAUCUGGAAAAUUAAGAAUAGAUUUUUCAAUAAUGAAGCUGGAAAUGAUGACGAUGAUGGAAUGUACAUUAUGCCUUUACCGGAAGAGAAAAGACUAAAACAUGGUGAUCCUGCUAUUUGUCUCGGUGGAAAUGAAAAAUUCUAUAAGAAUUGGAGAUUAUUCACUGAAUCGAGCCUCCUUGAACUAGAUUGGUCAAAUGUAUUUGCAGCAGGUGGCGCAGUGUUGUCGUGUCUCCUUCCAAUUCCCAAAGAAUACGAUGAUAACCUACGUAACAUCCGUAAUUGGUAUCAUAAUAUUGCCUAUCAAAAUUCUGAUAUCGAUCUUUUCAUUUAUGGAUUGGACGAGGAAGCAGCUAAGAAAAAAAUGGAAGAGAUUUACGAAAAUAUUUGUAAUGCUAUUCCUUGGGAAGUUACGUGUUUUCGAAGUAAACACUGUGUGACUAUUAUUAGUCAAUAUCCUUAUCGGCAUAUUCAAAUUAUACUUCGAUUAUAUAAUUCUCCUUCAGAAGUUCUUACCGGCUUCGAUGUUGAUUGCUGUAGUGUUGGGUUUGAUGGUAAAAAUGUUUGGGCUUUACCAAGAGCUCAUCAAGCAAUCAUCAAACAAUGUAAUGUGAUUGAUUUAACCAGAAGAUCUCCGUCAUAUGAAAUGAGGUUGGCAAAAUAUACUGAAAGAGGUUUUGAGAUCAAAGUUCAUUCGCUAGAACGUUCCAGAAUUGACCCUACCAUAUAUGAGAAAAGUUUCGAAAAACUUAAUGGUCUCGCUCGUUUACUCGUACUAGAACGUCUAAACACUCCCGAAAAUAGAUACGCAUAUGUAGAGAAAAAGCGUGAACGCAAUUGUCGUCCAAGUCAUCCAAAAUCCGGUGUAUAUGAAUCUAGGAAAUGGAAAAGAAGAGCCAACAUCAAUAAAACUAAAUUUGAAAAUAAUGAUUAUGAAACGUUGAUUUUACCAUAUGGAAUUAGUUAUAAUGUAGAUAGGAUUACGAGAUUAAUUUAUUCAAAGGAUAUGGCGUUGAACUCAAUGUGGAACAAAGAUAACAAAGAUAGAGUUUUGCACAGACAUAUAUGUUUUUUCGGUACCAUGAAAGAAAUUUUUGAUGAUUGUUGCGGUCACUGCCCAGAACCUAGUACUCAAGAUGAAUUUGCUGCUCAAAUUGAAGAAGAUAAAACGUUUAUAAGAGGUAAAAUGGAAUUUAUAAAGGAUGAUCCAGGAAGGCAAACAAUUGGAAGUUUUCACCCAUUAACUGAUGAUGAUUGGACAUCGCAAGCUUAUAUUACUAAUGUUAGAGUAGAUUUGUGUAGUGCUUGUGCUAGAGGUGAUGUGGAUAUUGUUGAAAGUAUCUUAAAAUCAAAUUUAAAUAUUGAUGAGGACUUUCAACUUGAAAGGGUGAAUAUUGAGGCGAGAGAUUAUCUUGGAAGAACCCCAUUACAAUUAGCUGUUUUAGGAGGACAUACUGAAUUAGUUAAAAUAUUAUUAAAGUAUGAUGCAAGAAUUAUCGCAAGGAUGUCAGAUGGUAAAACUGUUGUUCAUUUGGCUUCGCAAUAUGGGUUUUUAGAUAUUUUGGAAUUAUUACUACAAAAGAGCAAUGAAAAUAAGGAAAAAGCCCAAGAACAAAAAGAUGUAAUGUCAUUAUCAGAAAUGAAUAAUCGAACAAAUAUUGAGUUUGAUAAUUCAUUCGAAAUAAUUGAUAAAUCUGAAAUUGAACGAGAGCUUGAAGAUCUAAUUUUUGAUCCAAUAGAUAAGGAGAAUGAUCAAGAUGACAUAAUUGAUAUAAAUACUGAAACUUGGGAUCAUUUAUUAACCGCUUUAGAUUAUGCUAUCAUAUUUGGGCAUGUAGAAAUAGUAAAACUUUUAGUUGAAGCUGGGGCGGAUGUUCAAAGACAAAUAAAGCUUCAAGUACAAAAUAUUUAUAAUCGUUCAUUCUAUCAUAAUAGAAUCUCGACAGGUGUAAUUUACUAUCCAUUAGGAUUAUGCUUAUUAACUCAAGAUCAGAAGUCUGGAUUGGAGAUCGCUUCAAUUUUGUUAAAAAAUGGUGCUAGUACUUCCCAGGUUAAUCAUGAGUUUAACACCAUUUUACACUUGGCUGCUAAAGAAGGAAAAACACAAUUUAUUAAAUUGUUAUUGGAUGAGGAUCCAAACUCAUUGCAAAUUAUUAAUUCAUUGAAUUCAAUGGUCGAAUCUCCACUCAGCAUAUCCGUUUUAAAAAAUCAUUUAGAAAGUACUGAAUUAUUAUUGAAAUAUGGUGCAAGGCCAUAUAUUUCAUUAGAGGACGUUCAAAUUUCUAAAAAACAUCAAAACCACAACGAAUUACUAAUACUCGGCAGGGUGGCACAACCUAUAACUCACGCUUUAAAUAAUAGUCAGUAUCGCAUCUUAAUUGAAGCUGGAGCAGACAUCAAUACUAUUUAUAAUUGUAAUUGUCCAAGAACAAUUAUUGAAAAUGCAAUAGCGUUAAAUGAAUGGAAUAUUAAAAGUUAUAAAGAAAAGUUGAAUGCUGAAAAGGAAAAGGAACCAGUUUCAAAUGAAGAUGAAGUGACCAUAUUUAUAAAUUCUUUGAGUGAUUUACUUGAGAAAGAAAAAAAAAUCGAUGAAGGAACUUAUAGAGGAUAUGUACUUAACCGACACACCGCGAAAAAUUUUUAUGAAUUCUUAAACGCGAAGAAUCCACAAUUAUAUCCUUGGAAUUCAAUUUUAGCACCUAAUUAUAGUGUAGUACACGAGGAUUACUCAAAAUUACUUGAAACAGAAAUCGAAAAAUUAAAUUAUAACAAGAAAUGUUUAGAUUAUCUUAUUAGCCGUGGUGCUAAAACUUACAAAGAAAUUGAGAUGGAAAGUAAAUUACAAGAGCCAAAGAAAUCGAUGAAAGAAUUACAAGAACGGUUAAAUUCUGUUAGAAUAUUAUUAGAAGAACAAGCUGGAACACUGGAAGCUGAGAAAAAAGAACGUUAUUUAAAAGAAGAAAUUCUUUUACAACAUGCUAUGAAUAAACAACAAGAAGAAAUUGAUAGAAUUUGUAAUGGUUAUAAUGAACAAAGUUCGUAUAAUUCAUUUGGGCAAAUUCAAAAUCCUAAUUUAGGACUAUUAUUAAAAACUGUAUCCUCUAAGCCAUUGAUAGAUUUUGAUGAAUUUAUAAUGAAAUUUACUUAUCCCAAAAAUUAUAGUGAUAAAAUACCUGCAGAACUAAUUCCAGAGUAUGUGAAAUUAUUUCAAGCCGUUUAUGAUAAUGACAUUAGCAAAGUCGAGGAAAUGUCACAAAAAUUAGUUUUCGCUGUUUGUGAUAAAUUUAAUAUGACACCAUUUAUGUGGGCCUGUUUUCGUGGGCAUAAUGAAUUAGCGAUUAAAAUUUUGGAUAUUGUUACUAGUCAAUAUGAACCUAAGAAGAAUAUUGAAUUAAUUAAUGAGGGCAAUAAUACUAAUGUCAUUAAUAAUUAUGAUAUUAUCGAUGAUGACGAUCACGACGAAAGUGAAAAUAAUUAUUCUGAUGGUUUUGGCUAUGAACACCAAGGACCUUUACAAUCAACCUCCGAAGAUAAUGAUUCAAAAUCCCCCAAUUUUAAGCCCGUAUCUAAUUGUCUAGCACAUGUAUUUCUUAUGUAUCAAGGCAAUUUCGCAAGCAAAAACGUUUUACCCAAAGAAUUCUUAAAAGAAAGCGAAAUAGUAGAUAAUAUUUGUUUAAACGGAUUGGAAGUGGCUGUUUUGAAAAAUAAUUUAGAAAUGGUAAAGAAGAUUUUAGAUUGGGCCGAAAAAUAUCAACAUGCUAAUGGUGACUAUUUUAAAAAUAAUGGAGGUUUAGUUACAUCUCUAAUUCAAGGAAAUAAUACAAGAAAUCCGAUGACAGAUUCUAUUUAUUUGGGAUACGUGGAUAUGAUGGAUAUACUUAUUGAAUAUGCUGCGGGUGGAAAUGAUUUUUUUGUCUUUGACAUUAAAGAUCCUGAAGAAACUCCUGUGCCUGAGAAAUCAAAUUAUUAUCAAGGUUUGAAUAUAAAAGGUCGCAAGAAAAAAUCUUGGAUAAUUCGUUACAAUCCUAACUAUUCUAAUAAAUCCGUAAAGCCUCCUUACUUAUUUUAUGCUGCGUAUUAUGGAAAUAUAGCAAGUAUACGAUACUUUUUCUCUGAGAGGCCAAUAAAAGCGUUAGAAAAAUUCGCUCAAAAAUAUGCCGACAAUAAAUCGAAAGAUUUAAGAGUAACGAUUUUGGAUACAAUUAAAAAUAUUCAAAAAGUUGGAAGAAAAUUAUUUAAUUAUGAGUUAUUUAGAAACGAGACACCAUUUCAUUGGGCUGUACAAAAUAAUGAGCAUGAUAGUAUAAAAGAACUUAUUAGAUUAUACAAAGAGCAAGAAAGUAAAGAGCAAAAAGGAUACUAUGGGGAAAAACCAUUAACGCUUGAAGAACUUCUGGAUAUGAGAGCUGAUGGAAAGAAAAUCACUGCUUUACUUUUGGCUGCUCAGUUUGGUUUUAACGAAUGUAUUAAAGCUCUAUUAGAAGGAGGAGCUGAUCCUGGAAUUACGGAUUGUAACGGCUGGUCACUUGCUCAUUAUGUUGUAGAUAAUGAUAAGGAUGAGACGCUUAGAUUAUUACAAGAAUUGUUACAAGCAGAAACUUAUCAGAGAAUGUUGGAACAACGUAGUAAAUCAUUCAAUCAUACACCAUUAUCUAUUUCGAUUCUAAAUUACAACGAGAAAAUGACUGAAUAUCUUUUGCAACAAGUCACCGAUAAGAAUUUAUUCACUUAUGAUUUUGAGAAUAAUCGAUAUCUUCAUUUAUCUCUUAGAGAAGGCCUCUGGUGUAUCUCAAAAAAAUUGAUUGAAGCAGAAGAAUCUAUUAUUACAGCUGAAGAUAACGAAAGAUUUUGUUCUUUAUAUCACGAAAAUUCAUUUGGACAAACUCCUACAGAUAUAGCUAUUCAAAUGUAUUUAAAUUCACUAUUUUCACUCCAACAAUCAACAACUAAUAGUUUUGGAUAUCAAUAUCAUCAUAAUCAAUAUAAAGUGGUAGAAAAGUGUGCGACGAAAUCUUUCAACUUUAUGGUACCAAAAUAUUUACCUAGAAAUCAAGGAAAUCCAUUAGCAAUAAGAGUAAACGUUAAAUUUGAUGCAGUUAACGAUAUGGUACAUAAGUUAACUAAAAAAAUCACAGAUGGAAAUGUUCAUUAUAAUCAUUAUAAUACAGGUAUUACAUCAAAGGAACAAAAUACCAAGAGUCAUUUAAAUAUACCAAUGUUUAGUUUUAAACAACUUAAACAACCUAGUACCCUAUCGUCACAUUACCAAUUUUCUAGUACACAUGUGAAUGUUUAAAUUCCAAUAUGUUAAAAUUAUUCCUUUUUUCUUAAGACCAUUAAAUAUUAAAAAAGGUUUUUUUUAACUGUAAUCCUUAUAUAUGUGAUCGCUGAUGAAGUUUACAAAUUAGUUUUUUUUUAUUGGGACCAUUAUCAAAAUAAAGAAAAAUAA
This is a messenger RNA of Rhizophagus irregularis DAOM 181602=DAOM 197198, 5687 nucleotides long. RefSeq lists its product as uncharacterized. NCBI's taxonomy places the organism in Eukaryota, Fungi, Glomeromycota, Glomeromycetes, Glomerales, Glomeraceae. Gene Ontology annotation, molecular function: protein binding. The record is from RefSeq and is a predicted model, not a curated record.